Molecule: messenger RNA, 354 nt
Organism: Colletotrichum paranaense
Lineage: Eukaryota; Fungi; Ascomycota; Sordariomycetes; Glomerellales; Glomerellaceae
Exons: 3
Coding region: 1-354 (117 amino acids)
Source: RefSeq, a predicted model, not a curated record
AUGCCUCUCACCUCACCUCAUCUCUACCGGCCGCUAUGCCCGAAGAGCUGGCACACACAAUCAGAUCUCAAUCCUCCUACUUUGGGCGGAUGGUCGUCUGUGACAGCAUACCGGAGGGUUGCUUUCGCCCCUGCGUCCUCAACUCUCGGCCACGAAUGGUUCCCAACCGGACAUCUAUGGCUUCCUCUACGCCUGAGAGAGUUGUCGGCCGACGCCUCGUCCACAAUGAUGAGCCCCGACCUCGAGUCCCCGAUCCACCGUGAGAGUAUCAAGGUCCACGUACCCUCAAACUUAGCGAUGAUAGUCCUAGGCUCGAGCAUCACUGAACCGCCUGAUUGGGGCCAGAGAAGAUAG